UUCCUGAUCGUUUCUAUGCUUCUGUACUGUAGUUCUAUGCUUCAUUGUUAGCAAAACGAUAACACUGCCUCAAUGUAAACAGGUGUUCAUUCAACCCAAAUGUAACCGUCAGCAUUCAACAAAACUUUCAAUAGAGAAGUGACGUAGGAUUGUUGAAAUGGUGAGUACUGCCUGGGCUAAAUGUGUUAUCUACUGAUACCCCGAGUCACCCGUGUAUAUCAACAGUGAGCAACAUGGCACUGUUCUUGUGUGUGCAUGUCCUUUGGUCUGUGUUAUUAUCCGAAACUGUUUUUGCUGCAACGACAGUAACAUCAAACAUUACUAGCAACCUUGGUGGAAGCGAAACGACGCCCGUUACUACACCCUCAAAACCAACAAGGAUAUUCAAUGAUGGACACUGUGAACUCAUUUCUUCAGAUUCCAAAAUUUAUGAUGAGCUUAGCGAAGCUUUGAAAAGCAGCAUGAAACUGAUCACGUUUAAUAUGAAAAUAACAGGUUCUCAUGGUGAUAUGUUCACGGCGAAUGGCAGUGAUUUAUUUCGUCCGAAUCUAUGGAUAAGAUCUACCAGUAGGCAAGGACGAAGUUUGUUGAUGUUGGAUGACAACUUUGAAGUACUAUCGUUGUCGUUGCUAGGAAUAGGAGUGACGACGUUAAAUGUGGAACUUGAAGAAAAACCCUCUGGAUGUAUGACUCUUUUGACAAAUGAGCAACGAGCAAAUGUGACAAGGUAUUUGGUAGUUAAUGAUUUUAGUUUACCUGGUCCAGGUGAGAAGAGUCGAAGUCUGAACAAGGAUGAACUCAUAUGCAACAUGCGAAUAGUUCCUGAAAGUGGAAGGGCUAACUUUGUUUACCACUGUUGUCAUAUUGAUUCAGAUGGUAACAUGUUCUGUGAAGAUGUACACCGAGAUUUAUGGAUCAACGUUCUUCUGACUUGCAUUUUAAUUAUCAAGGUACUGGUUGUUCUUUAUAGUCCUUCAUUCAUCCCUGAAACUCUUUACAGAAAGAAGUUCACUGCUACAGAUUAUACGUACUCAAUUCCUAGCCAUAAUGAGAGAAUUAAGAUUGUGACGACCUCUAGGAGUAAUGUCUAUCCCAGUGAAAUCCCUCGAGUCAAAUUUGGUAAGCUUGAAGGAUUAAACACACUUAAGGAUUCCCUUACAAAACUUCAGACUGACAAAAUAUAUGAACUUAGUGACAUUCACCUCUCCGUGGAAUCAGGGAAACUUUUGUCGGAUAAUUAUGUGCCUGUUUCUGUUGUGAAGAUGUUAUAUGAAAAUGUAUUUCGCUGCCAUAUUAGAAGGAUCCCUUUCCUUAAAUCCUGCUGUGAUGCUGGAAUGUGUGACUUUACAAAUGGUUGUAAAGUCUUCACCUGGUACAGAUGCAUGAGAAUCUUUGCUAAACUGGUCCUGCUGGGUCUCCUGGCUGUCCCAUGGAUUAUUCGACUGAUAGUGUAUUACACAUACGAAGCAGAUAUAGCAGAACAGAAACGUCAGGCUGCAGAACGCUUGGAAACACGGAUGCAGUUUAACGGCAGUUUUAUACAAUAUCUUACCCCACUACAUUGGUUUUUUGUUGCUGUGUACAUAAUUGUCUUGGUGGAUUUCUUUGUAUAUGGAAUCGUUAAACAAUCUAUGAAAAAUCGGUUCAAGUUUAUACUAAGAAAAUCUUUGCAGGGUAUGCGUGAAAGGUCUGAUUUUAGCGCCUAUGGAUGGACAAUUGGGCUCGCACUUCUCCCCUUCAAGAGAUUUGGAAUAAUUGGUUUUCUUCUGGUUCCACUUUACUGGAUCAUCCCCCUGCCUAUUGUGGUGCCCCUCCUUGCUUUCUACACCUUCCCAGCUCUUAAUUUCAGCAUCCGGCUCUUUAUAUUUGUGUGUCCCCAUAGCGUUGUGAACUCUUUCAAGAAAUUGUUUAAUUUCAUGAAGCAAACAUUAAAUUUGAAAGAUAUAGAUGAUGAAGAGUUUGGGGGAAGGACGGAUAAGACAAAAACCGAAGUUCUUAUUUGUCUCUUCAUCAUUAUCGUAUGUCUGACAUCCUUCUGGUCCUUAACCUUCUUGUUGAUGGAGUGCCUGACAUUCUUCGUGGAAGUUGGCGUGUACACCUUGAUGGGCAUCAUUGUUAAUUCGCGAGCUACAAUGCAAUAUGUUACUGUACUGUUCCUCAUCGGGUUGUAUGCCAAAACAUCCUUUAAUGCAGUCUAUGAGAAGUAUCUGACCUACCAUAAGAUCAUCAGAGGUCAAUUGCUCAGCUUGAAACAUGAUGAAAUGAAAGAAAUAGCUAAAGGUGAUCCUGAUGCCCAAGAAAACACAGUUUUCCGAGUCCGCAGUUCCGAUGCUACUGCUGACAACACUUCAGGAAUUGGACUGGACAUGACGGACGGUAGUCUAAGAUGGAAGACAAAAGGCCUUCUUGUGUUCCUCAACAGCAUGGAUCGUUCCUUUACACCAGAAAGGUUCUUUUUUGAGACAAUUAAUAUGAAUCAUGAUGGUUGCCCUGGGAAACUGUGGAAGAAUACCUGGGUUGCAUUCUACAGCUUCAUGAAGAUCAUGGUAUUCCUAUUUUUUGUAGUGACUGUGGUGCUUGCCUUUGGUACCCAGUUCUCCACAACUAACCAAAUGUUGGCUACUCUCGCUGGAGGAUUUAUUCCCUUUGUCUUCAGGAAAUUCUUCAUCAGUGGAUCUGGCUCAUUGACCGUCGAUACAGAAAGCAUUAUGUUUCUAGCAGAAUUCAAUAAAACCAUUGCGGAAUAUACCCAGAAAUGGUCUGUUGCAGAUAAACGCCUCACUGUAUCAGUUGAUGAGGUGAAUCCCAUGGAAAAGGAAGGAAGUGUAGAAGAAGAUGUGAAUAAAGAUAGCACGAAUAAAGAACACUGUGUGAAGACUGAGGACACUUCCUCACCUACUUAUAGAUACAUCGACAUUGUAGUAGAAAUUGAUUCCAAAGACGUUGGAUUGGAACACAGUGAAGUGCAUAUAGAGAUGAGAGAGUCAAAGUUGAACCAAGAUUCUGGUUAAAUGCUAGUACAUGCUAAAUCCAAGCAUCGGUAGAGAGCUUACAUAUGAUCAUCUCAUAUAUGAAUGGGUACCCGAUAGGAUGAGAUGGCAGUGUGUUUAUUAACCUUCUAGCGCCUCACAGGCAGCUUGGGUUGUACACUCCCCAGGGAGCUGAGAAUGAUCGUUUAGCGCUUUGUGCUUGCGCCUGUGUGGGAUAUAGUGCAAUAUAAAUAUACCUAUUAUUAUCAUGAUUAUUAUUAUAGUUAUUAUUAUUACUGUUGUUAUUGUUACACAAAUACACAAGAGAUCUGUCAUAUUUGAUUUGUAAUGUUUGAAAUAUGAACCGAGGUGUAUUCAUUGAUCCUUGGGAUGUUUCCAGAUUAAUAUCCAAAUCCAGUACUAAAAUCUGCUUGUGGUGAAUUGUAAUUUAAUUCAAUGCAGGAAAUUGUUAGUACCUAUAGUUAACUAAAUGUUACUUGCAGGUAUACGAGAAAAAUAAUACAUUCUUAUCAAAAGCGAGGAUUGUCUGAUUGAAUUUUAAUUCUCCUCAGAGUGGUGUGGAAUACACUUUUUAGCGCAAGUAAAGGAACCGUCGUGUAAGGUAUGAUUUAAGUAUUAUAGCGGCAGCUGUUAAAUGUAAUUAUGUUAUUCAAUAUAAUACAGACUGACUAUCCGAUCUAAUUUAAUCACCUGGUACGACCAGCAAUGGGAUGCAGGGGAUCUAGUCUAACCAGGCUCAACACGGGGUUCAGACCUAUCAAGUAUUCGUAGCAAUAUUACACAAACUGGCGUUCUUAAUAAUCGUUUAUAAUAAUCUAUAGGAAAAUAUAGUAUCUGAACUUAAUUGUCAAGAGUCUACAGCUUACAACAUACCAUUACUAUUUUAACAACAAUAAGUGUUGUUGUUUCACAUUGUUCUGGCUCAGCAUUGUCAAGUGUACUAUCUGACGUUUGAGGAAAACAAAACAAGGAAGUUAUUCGUAUUCAAAUUGUUCACAUCACUUCAUCUAUCAGGAAAUUUCCUCUCCAGCUUAUGUAUAACGAAACCUGUCCAUUGUGUAAGGGUUGUGUUGACAUGAGUUCUUAUAACUAUUGUAAGAAUGAUGUAGGGACCGACCAUUAUAUUGUUAUCAUGUGUACAAAAUAAUAAUGUUUGUGUAAAAGAGUCUACGUUAUAAAAAAACAAGACUGUAUAUUUCGAACAGCUGCUCAAUGUUCAUUGUUAUUUAUGUGUAUAAUCAUAAUAUCACGGCCUACGCUCCUCGGUAGCUAUUUAUUCUUUCGAAAUCAGA
This is a messenger RNA of Haliotis rufescens (red abalone), 4282 nucleotides long. RefSeq lists its product as uncharacterized. The coding region runs from base 234 to 3011 and encodes 925 amino acids. The transcript has a single exon. The record is from RefSeq and is a predicted model, not a curated record. NCBI's taxonomy places the organism in Eukaryota, Metazoa, Mollusca, Gastropoda, Lepetellida, Haliotidae.